This is a messenger RNA of Paramuricea clavata, 2132 nucleotides long. Lineage: Eukaryota; Metazoa; Cnidaria; Anthozoa; Malacalcyonacea; Plexauridae. The record is from the annotation of a GenBank genome assembly.
AUGGCACCUCUAAUGACAGCUCUAAGGAGAGACAUGAACAGAUUACAAGAUAUAAUUUCAGCUGUUGAUGACAGUUUAUCACAAGAAGCUCCUAGUUCAGAGAGUCUACAAAUGGACAAGAGUGACAUGGAGAAUUUGUUAAAUGAAAUGUGUGACAAGAUAACUAAGCUGAUUGUUUCCGGAAUUUUUCCCCGCGAUUGGAAAAUGGCUGUUAUCACGCCCAUUCCGAAAGAUGGCGACCACGAGCAAGCAAACAACAACAGACCGAUCUCGCUUUUGCCAAUUUUAUCUAAGGUAUGCGAGAGGACGGUGCAUAACCGAAUGAUUCCUUAUUCCUAUACAAAACAACGCCUAUCUACCCAACAGAAUGGCAAUAGGAGAUUUCACUCAACAGAAACAUCCUUGAUCGAGACUACGGAUUCAAUCUUGAACGCUAUCAAUGGAAAAGAGUUAACAGCCGUUGUCCUGCUAGAUAUGAGUAAAGCUUUCGACAGUAUAGAUCACAACAUUCUCCUGUUGAAAUUACAAGAUGUUGGCGUAUCACCUGCUGCCCUAAACUGGUUUUCGAGCUAUUUAUCGGAAAGAUUCCAGGUCGUGCGUAUCAAUACCGUUCUAUCCGACAAACUACCUGUGAACAGUGGUGUCCCACAAGGCAGCAUUCUUGGACCGAUCCUCUUUAAUAUCUAUGUUAACGAACUACCAACAAUUCCUCAGAGCAGUUUAUCCAAGAUGUAUGUUGACGAUAAUAAACUAUCACUUACUUUUCCUAUCCAACAAUGUGCCUCAGCAAUAACAGAGAUGAAUAAAGAUCUGUGCAAGAUUCGUGACUGGUGUUUUGACAACCACCUCCUCAACGCAUCCAAGACAAAGCUUAUGGUUUUUGGUAGUCGCCAAAUGAUCUUGAAAGUCCCUGACUUCCAUCUGUCAUUACUGGGUAAGGAACUUAUUCCAGUCCAAACAGCGAAAGAUCUCGGAGUUACAUUUGAUUCAAGCCUUUCCUUCGACUGUCAUGUCGUUAAGACUGUCUCUUCUUGCAUGUCCAGCUUGGCGCAGAUUAACCGUGUAAAACAUGUUUUAGAUAAAAGUUUGCUUGUCUUGGUAAUUCGAAGUUUAGUUUUCAGUAAAAUGUAUUAUUGCUCGUCGGUAUGGGCUAACACCACUGCAAAUAACAUCCGCAGACUUCAAGCAGUACAGAACUUUGCCGCCCGAAUUAUCUCUAAAUCAAGAAAAUUUGACCACAUAACACCCUUGUUGACUGAACUGCAAACUGUUCUUACUCUACCGUGACGCUGUUUUGACAUUCAAAUGUCUAAACGGAAUAACACCGGUAUCUUUGUCUCAACAAUUUGUGAGGAGUGCAACUGGCCAACGGACAUUCUAUUACCGUGCUGUCUCCUUAUGGAACGAACUUCCAGAGAACAUUAAAUGUAGUUCAUCAGUUAACAUUUUUAAACAUAAAUUACGUAAAUAUCUUUUAGGAAAUCAUUCAUCGUAGCAUUUGGCCUUUCACAAUUUUUACAUCCAUACCAGUAAUUAGUUAGUUAGAAUUUCAUGUUAGUAUAUCUUAUAAUUUUUUGUAAUUGUUAAUUGGCUCCGAAAAGCCCCGUUGGGGAGAGUUCAAUAAAUUAUUGUAUUGUACUGCUAUACAGCCAGACACCUACUUGCCAAGUGAUGUUGAGACAAUAAUGGGGACUGCAUAUAAUAAAAUAAGGAAGAUAAACCUGAACUUGGAGAAGUAGGGAGACUAUUCAGGGUACUGGGCCCAACAGGCUCUAAAGUUGAGCCACCUGCUAGAUUAUGAACAUCACUGGUCACAGGGGGUGUCAAGUUAGUCAACAUACCUUCUGUGUUUUUAGGGCGCUCUUUAUCAUUUGGUAAGAUCACAGGCACUUUCGGAGGUUGUUUCUUUCUUUCUCUCGGCCAGUAUGUCACCUGUGAAACCAACUGCCCCUGGUGUCAGUUCCACCAUGAAUGUUACACCUACUCCUAGUGGUACUUUGACCAUUGAGGAUCCCCAAAACCCAUCGACCAGUCAGAUAGCCAGCUCCGUCAUGAGUAUGGCAGCCCAGCAACAGUAUCCGAGCAGCACCUUGUCCUUUACGCCCUCCAGAACCCACCAACCAGUCAGAUAG